AUGUCGCGGCGCCCUACCGAAGUCGCGAACAAGGAGCGCAACGAAUAUAUCCCAUCAUUCAUAUCUAAAAAGCCUUUCUACGUCGACGACGACUCUUCUGCCAACGACUAUCUCGAACAUCAGCGUCUCCAUAAGGAGAAAGAGGAUCAAAAAUGGUAUGAUAGAGGGAAACGUGCGGGCCCAGCUGCCACCAAAUACCGGAAGGGUGCUUGCGAAAACUGCGGAGCGAUGACACACAAGACCAAGGAGUGUCUGAGCAGGCCGAGAAAGCAUGGCGCGAGAUGGACCGGCAAAGAUAUACAAGCAGAUGAGCAUAUACAGAAAGUGGACUUGGGAUGGGACGCCAAACGAGACCGAUGGAAUGGCUACGACGCAAAGGAGUACCAAAGUGUCGUUGAAGAAUAUGAAGAGCUGGAAGCCUUAAAGAGGAAAGCAAAAGAUGGCGCAUCUGCAGCACGAAAUUCCGCGGAUGAGGACGGCGAUGGCGAUGAUGACGGUGAUGGUGACGGCACAUCAGAGGCGAAAUAUGCUGAAGAAUCAGAAAUGGGUCGACAGCAGGGCAAAGGAACCCGAAAUCUACGAAUACGAGAAGAUACGGCGAAGUAUCUGCUUAAUUUGGACCUUGAUUCUGCAAAGUACGACCCAAAAACUCGAUCUAUGGUCGAUAUGGGUGCACAGUCGGAUCAAGCAGCCGCGCUAGUCGCAGAGGAGAACUUUAUGCGAGCUUCAGGUGACGCCCAAGAAUUUGAAAAGGCACAGAGAUACGCCUGGGAAACUCAAGAACGAGGAGAUGCCAACAGGCAACAUUUGCAAGCCAAUCCUACAUCCGGAGAAUACUAUAGAAAGAAACAGAAAGCCGAAUUGGACGCUAAGAAGGCAGCCGACAAGAAGGCAUUAUUGGAGAAAUAUGGUGGCGGAGAACAUCUGCAGGCAGGUCCUCUACGAGACAUGGCGGUCAUUGAAAAUGAAAGAUUUGUCGAAUACGAUGAAACUGGAGCAAUCAAAGGCGAACCCAAACCUGCUGCUAAAUCGAAAUACGCUGAGAAUGUGCUUAUCAACAACCACACUUCUGUUUGGGGGAGUUGGUGGUCUAAUUUCACCUGGGGCUAUGCCUGCUGCCAUUCAACUGUGAAGAACAGCUACUGCACUGGUAAAGAAGGAAUAGAAGCCUUCGAGCAAGCCCAGAAUAUGCUUCAGAUAGAAUCAGGAGACGAUAGCCGUGAACAAGGUCCUGCCGAUGAGGUAAAGGAGGACAGGAGCGCAGAGGAGAGCCGCAGCAAACCUGCUUCUAGUGCACAAAAGAAACGGAGCCGACAUGAGGUUGAAAUGGGCGUCACGGAAGAGGAGCUGGAGGCAUACAAGAAGGCUCGAACUGCUACCGCGGAUCCCAUGGCUGCAUUUCUUGGCAAAGACGAACUUGUCUCAUAG
This is a messenger RNA of Nannizzia gypsea CBS 118893, 1428 nucleotides long. Its product is annotated as pre-mRNA-splicing factor slu7. The transcript has a single exon. The coding region runs from base 1 to 1428 and encodes 475 amino acids. The record is from RefSeq and is a predicted model, not a curated record. Gene Ontology annotation, biological process: mRNA splicing, via spliceosome. Gene Ontology annotation, molecular function: pre-mRNA 3'-splice site binding. Gene Ontology annotation, cellular component: spliceosomal complex. NCBI's taxonomy places the organism in Eukaryota, Fungi, Ascomycota, Eurotiomycetes, Onygenales, Arthrodermataceae.